Hibiscus syriacus is the source of this 872-nucleotide messenger RNA. RefSeq names its product monothiol glutaredoxin-S10-like. The record is from RefSeq and is a predicted model, not a curated record. NCBI's taxonomy places the organism in Eukaryota, Viridiplantae, Streptophyta, Magnoliopsida, Malvales, Malvaceae. The transcript is spliced from 5 exons. Gene Ontology annotation, molecular function: glutathione disulfide oxidoreductase activity. Gene Ontology annotation, cellular component: cytoplasm. The coding region runs from base 120 to 647 and encodes 175 amino acids. Gene Ontology annotation, biological process: cellular response to oxidative stress.
CCCAGCCCACUGCAUAUCCGAUAAAGAACAAACUGAAACAAUAAGCAAAGAACACAUUUUUUUUUUCUUUAAUCGAAUAUCGCUGCUGAAAAUUGGAGACAAGACAAAGAAGAAAUUCAAUGGCCGUUGCAUCCCAUCUGGCGAAACUGAACUUUGUUCCUCUAAACCGUCCUGGGUCUUUCUCUCAGCUUCCACGCAACAAAUUUCUUCAUAUUCAAAGAAAAAAAGCCUCGGCAUCGAUCAGCUGGAGCUUGCUCGACAAUGGCUCAAGGAAGCAAAGCAAACCCAUUUCGAUUCGAGGCAUGGCUUCCUCUUCUGGUUCCGACCUGGAGGAGAGUGUUAAGAAGACCGUGGCUGAUAACCCAGUUGUUGUUUACUCCAAGAGUUGGUGCCCGUAUUCUUCCGAGGUGAAAUCUUUGUUCAAGAAACUUGGUGUGCAGCCUUCGGUUAUUGAAUUGGAUGAAUUGGGUGCCCAAGGAUCUCAGCUGCAGGAUGUACUGGGACAGCUUACUGGGCAACGUACCGUCCCUAAUGUUUUUAUUGGGGGUAAACAUGUCGGUGGUUGUACAGAUACUUUCGAACUAUACCAAAAUGGAGAACUGGAAUCUUUGCUGUCAGACGCUAAUGCUAAAAGUAAGGAAAAAUAGUUCAUUUGGCUUGACAUAACUUUGGAUCCUAUUGAAAGGCACUCCGGUUCUUGCCUCCGUAAACAGAAAUGUUUCAUUGGAUUACAUUUAUUUAUGUUUCUAUAUCUCUCCAUUCCAAUUGUAUGUUGAAACCAUGAAAGUACUGCAUGUAAACCUUGUUUUGUAAUAUGAAACCUGUAGGAUGUAGCAAUUCAUGAGCUUCUGGAAAAAGAAAUGAAUGUGAUG